UGCAUAUAGCAUCUCUGGUCUUCCAUGUUCACGGCAAUAACGCAUCAGUAAUCAGUAUACAGAAUGAGCGAACGAAGAAAAUCAAGUGAAACUAGAGCGGACCGCAGCGAUAGCUAUGAAUCGAAGCCGCGUCUAGAUGACUAUCCACCCAAUUCUCGCUUGUUCAUUGUUUGUAGUCGAAACAUCGCGGAGGAAGAGUUUCAGGAUGCGUUUCAGAAGUUUGGAACCAUCGAGGAAAUAUGGACAGUACGCGACAAGACAACAAAACAACCAAAAGGUGUCACGUAUAUCAAAUUCUCCAAAACUUCUGAGGCAGCACUAGCGCUGGAGGAGAUGAACGGUCGGUGUAUUGCCAACCACCCCAGGCCGCUCAAAGUUAUGAUCGCCCACAGCCGGGACCAGGGCUCGAAGCGGGAGAUGAACGAGUCGGAACGGCUGCUGCGGCUGUUCUGCGUCGUGCCCAAGACGAUGACCGACCAGGAGCUGCGCGAGCACUUCCAGCAGUUUGGCGACAUCGACUACGUGUCGAUCGUCAAGGACCGCGAGACCAGGGAGAGCAAGGGCUUCGCUUACGUCAAGUUCCACAAAGUAUCUCAUGCAGCCAAGGCGUACGAAGGCUGCGACCGUUCAUUCAAGGCGGUGUUUGCCGAACCCAAGCGGCAGGCACAGAGGGACAACCCUUUCCCUGACCGCUUCUCUUCAGCGUCCGGCUCGGGUGGAGGGAUGCCUGGCGGGGGAGUGUUCGACAAUGCGUACACUCCUUUCAACAGCCGAGGGGUACCGCACGAAAGCUCGGGGAAGGUGACGCUGCGCGUGAUCGCGCCCGGCAGCCUGACACAGGACCAGCUGUGGAGGCUGUUCGACCUGGUGCCGGGCCUCGACUACCUGCAGUGCGACCCCAAGCUCUGGAUGGGUAAACAGCAGGCGACGGCAGUGUACAACUCUGCGCAGGCAGCCGCCUACGCCCUGGACCGUCUCCACGGCUUCGAGUACCCGCCCGGAUACCGACUCAUAGUGAAGAUGGAUCCUGACCGUCCCCUGUCCCACGUGUCGGCGAGCAGGGACCCUUUCUCGGCAGUAGCCGCGGCCAGCUCUCCCCGACUGGGCACUGCGUCACCUGGCAUCGGGAGUGUCGGUGCGGUGAGUGCAGCCGCCGCCCUUACCCCGGACUUGGCGACUCUGGCGGAGACGAUCGCACAGGCCACGUCGCUCAUACAGGCUGCCGGGCUUGCACCUGGCAAAAUCAAACCUGCAGAUCCCGGAGUGACAGAAGAGACAUACGACCCCAGCUACUGCUCGGUGAAGCUGCCGCCGCCACAGCCGCUGGCUCCCGUCGACUCCGACUGUGCCGAGAGGUUGUUUAUCGUUUGCAAUCCGAGCCCUCCACCUUCCUACGCAGUGCGUGACGUUUUCGGCAGAUUCGGCCACCUGAUUGACGUCUACCUGCUGAACGGCAAGAACUACGGCUACGUCAAGUAUGCCAGUAAGGAGUCUGCCAACAAGGCAAUUCAGGUGUUGCACGGCCAGGAGAUAUGCGGAGUUCGACUGAAGGUGAUGGCCGCAGAUCCGCGCACGGACGACCGCCGCAAGAGGCUCAGGGUGGACGACCAGUAGGUGCAGACGUGUUGACGCUCCACACAAAAAAAAAACACAAGUACAGUAAAAUCAACAAAACACUUUUUCACGGAAACCACUUGACUGGUGACGACGGUGUGGAACGGGAGGUCACUCGCAACCACAAACAGAAAACUCCGAACGAGACUUGACGUCACCUGUGUGCCACUGACGGACCGGCGGUACCAACUUAACAACUACUGAGACGAGAGGUACCAACUGUUACACGACGACAAGAAACUCGUUGCUGGACGUUGCAGGUGGUUCCGUUCCUUGACGUAGUUCCCUAGUUACGUAAAAUCUGACUUUUGGACUGCAGGCUGUUUAAUGCUACUUCCAUUUCUUCCACUUCUCGUGAAGUAUCCCUGAUACUAACAGGAACUGUGUGUGCGUGCAAAUGAGAGAGAUUGUGUUAGUGAGAGAUGAUGUGCAAUACUUACUGUACAGACCGUGCUAUUGAGCUUGGCACAUUAAGAUGGGGAAUUUUUUUUAAUAAAUUUUUCCUAUUACUUGGAAUGAGGAGAGACAACUGCACAGAAAAUUGAUGCUUUGUGAAUGUUAAAAAUACUUCCAUAGAAUCUUGUACAUGCUGCCUCUACAAAUUUCUAGAUAUAUAAAAUUAUAGUAUAAACACAGGGAUUCCUUUAGUUCUUCUCUCGACAUUGAUUUACAGCUGUGAGUCCUCACGGCAGAGAAAUGUUGUGACCUCUGCCGUGCUACCGCAGGCUUCACGAGAGCUUUUCUUGUACCGUCUCGAUGUCCCGAGCUCGAACUGGCAGCUGCCGAGAAUCGAAUACUGCUUACCUUGUGCUUCUCUUUCCAUCUGUGCAAUUUUAGCCCUACUGCUUACCCAAAUCUAUAGUGUGUCUGCACUACCCGAGAGUACUUAGAGCACAAAGCUUCAUCAUUUCUUCACAUUAUUUUUGUUUAUCUUUUUGGAUCGUGAACAAAAUGCCUAGUCUGUGCAUGCUGUUUGUUUGCAGUGUCAAAAAAUUCCUGACAAAAAAUCUUUUUUGUUGUCACACUGAGUAUUUUCGUUUUUUAAUUUUUUCUUCUUUUUUUACUUUUUAAUUUCUUAUAUUUGUGUACGAUUUCAAAGAGAAGAGAGCUCUUUUGUGUUGUUAUAUUUAUAUGUUUAACAGAUGAUUGUGUGUGUCCAGCUGGAUGGAUCAUACUGUAAGCUUAUUUUGGCUGUUGUAACACAAUAAUAAAAGUUUGAUUUUCUGAUCUCUUGUUCUUUCUUUCUUUCUUUCUUCUGACUAUUUUUUAGCCCCUCGAUAGCAACAAGUUAUGGAACAUACAUAAUUUCUGUCCUCGGUGUUGCUAUGACAAGGACUGCAUUAGUUCAUUGCAGUUAUAGGUGUGCAGUUGCCAUAGCUGUUGUGGGCACACCCAUAGUGUACUGUGCAUGUCUCCGACACCGAACUGGGAUUGUUGUGUGACUUUGUAUGAUACUAUUUGUUUAAAUUUGUACAGAGACUGAAACUGCUCGACUACAGUAUUAUUGCACUUCUCCAUUAUCGGAAGCACACAGUGACGGUACAAUAUACGAGUACAGUAGUGACUGAGAAAAUGCGUCGCCCGGUUAAUGCUUCUGGGUCAGUUGUGUACAUCCUGUCGACCCCGAUUAUGUGCCGACUCGCAAUAAGCAGAUCGAAUUUCCCUCACUUGCAGCUGCAAUAAUAUUGUAGUCAACUAAUAGAAAAUGUAUUUGUCCUGUUUUCUGUAUUGUUUAUAUGUAACAGGAAUGGUUAUUAACUGUGACUGCUGUGGAUGCAAACAGAAAUGUCAAAGGAGAGAAAAUUACUUUCAGUAGAGGUGUGCAAUUAACGUUCAGUUAUGGUUAUCAUAUCAGUACGAGGCUCUCCUAGCUUUGAAACAGUGUAAUAAAAAGACAAUACCGUGGGGUUAAUUUGUCUGCCGGUACAGCCAUGUAUUUGUGAGACGAGUGCUAAAUAAAUUUGAUUGUGUAGGAGUGUACUGCCAGUCCAUUUGUUGAAUGUAACACAUUUGAAGCAGUUUUCAAAUGCACAUAAGAUUGUUGUAUCGUAGUUCGCACCAUUUGCUUCUGCUCGUCCAGGUAUCCUAGCUAUUUUUAAUAUUAAAGUAGUCACUGUAGCAAUCGAUACUACUAGUGUUUAUGACUACGAUGAUUGUAUGUUAUAAUGUUUUCCUAAUGAUGAACGAGGAUCCUAAGAUUGUAUCAGGCAGUGAAAACAGAAGAAUUUUGUCCCUGUAAAAUAAUUCAAAGUGUUACAGAUUUCCAGCAGAAUUUCACUUUUGCGUAGAAGAGUGCUCUUUGGAGUGCUGCCACUGCACGAUUUAUUAAAACAGAAUUGGCAAUAUCAUAAACUGCAAUAAAAAAUUUAAAGAAGGCAGUGGUUUUCCAUUUGUUUCAUAUAGAAUCUAAAAAAAAUUCUUCCCCUUCUGUUACAUAUACAGGUUGUUCUGGAACCAUUCAUUCAAAUUAAUUCAGGAUGUAGAGAAUUUCAACAAAUACAUUUUCAUAAGGAACUUAUGGUCCUUGCAGCAACUUGUAAUGUCAGGGAGCAUUCUGUUAGUGGUAUGGAGAUCCAAAAGUGCUUGUGUACUGGUGGUUGACUCUGAUGUCUGCUUGGAAACACGCCGCCUUGCCACAGUGGUGACUUCCUUGUAAACACGUCAGUCGUUAAAACCUUGUGACAACAACAGUGAACGUGGAGCAAUUUAUGUAUACUUACAUGCAUUUCGUAUACAGGUCUGUAAAUGUAAAUGGAUAAGCUGCCGCAGGAGUGUGUCGACAGCACUUUCCCAGCCUACAAGUUCUGUAACACCAAACAUUUGGGUGUUUGCGUCACCUACUGAGUGAAACUGGCAUUUUCCAUGUAAGCAUGCAGGAGACAGGUCAUAGUCUAGCAGCGCAAACCCUUGAAAUCGAAGACGAGGUUCUGCGACGUGUUGAAGAAAUGCCAUCUGCGAGAAUAUAAGGUAUCGGAAAGUACACGACGUACACGGGGGAACAGUUCAUUUCGAGAUGAUGAUUUUGGAAAAGUAGACAUUGGACAGCAUACCCGGAUUAGACUUGACUUGUGGAAACAUUAUGCACAGUAGGCUGGGAGAAUUUAUUAAAGAGAACACAAUGGUUUGCCUGCUCCACCACCCCCUCCAACACAUGUGCACUUACAUAAGCAAUCGGUUUGUGGUUUUUGCAGCUGCGGUUAUUGACUUAAUGAGUGCGUGUCGCGAAGAUGUAGGCAACAACGGCCUGCGUGGCCGAGUCACUGUAAUAUGCCGAUCGUCAGCAGUCACGUUACGUGUGCAGACAUUACUGCAAUUCUGUUAAAGGUUAGGAUGAAAGAGAGAUGUACUACCACUGAACUAUGUGUUAUUCAUUUAAUUUAUAGUGAGGCAAAAGGUGUUGUGAGGGCAGCUGUACAAAUUUAUCAAGAACGCUUCCCCCAUCAAAGUCUUUCUGCACGAUUGACAUUUGUUGCUGUUCACCAAAGGUUUGUAUCAUCAUAAUUCUCUACUUUUACUCAAUUUUUUUGCAAUUCAUUCGUAAAAAAGCACAGUAGUUAUCUUUACCUUUUUACAUUUAAUUUUGUAUGUGAUAUGUAUUGUCUGUUCUGAUGUGCUUUCGUUUUGUUAUUAAAUAAAAUGUGACAGAAUACAGCCUACGAGUACAUAUUUAAUUUACAUAGAUUGAGAUAUACUGCCUCUUCACUACCCUGGGCGGAAGGCAGAGUCUACAACACACAGAACGUACAUUGGAAGCUGAGGAACAAAUUUUGGAGCACAUUCAUGAAGAUCAUACUCAGAAUAAUAGAAGCAUUGCACAUGCCAAGUAGGUGUAUCACCCACUGUCAUUCAUUGCACUUUGAGAGAGCAGCAUCUGUGACCUUACCGCAUUUGAUGCAGACAAACUUUCGAAAGCAAAAUUUCCCUCCGCGGUGAGAAUUCUCGAAGUGGGUUUUGUCACAAAGUGUGCGACACAAUUUUGUAAACAAAGUACUUGUCAUAGAUAAAGCAUGUUUCAUUCGUGACAGAAUAACAAAUUUCUGUAACGUGCACAUGUGGAGUGUGCACAAUCUGCACCAACUAGUAACGACACAUAUUCAGCGCUACUUUUCCAUAAAUGUAUGGACAGGUAUAAUCGAUUAUUAAAUUAUUGGGCCCUAUUUUUUAUCUGCACGAUUGACUCGUAACAAUUACCAAACCUUUCUAGAGGAAACAUUCCUACCAACUUGAUUAGAAAUGUUUUGUUAGCCGUACGUCAUAACGUGGUUACUUCAUAGUGCUCCACCCCACAUUGAUCACAGAGUAUGAAGAUUUUUGAACAGAUGAUUUCCAGAUCGAUAUAUAGGACAUUUUGAUCCACAUCGAUGGCCAGCAUGCAGUCCUGAUUUAUAUCCAUUGGAUUUUUACUCGUGGGGCCAAAUGAAUGAACGCAUUAAUGCUCAGCAAGUAAAUAAUAUGGAUACACUUGUGCAGAGGAUUUUUAUUGCUGCCAGUUCCAUAAAGCUAAAUGUGCAUGUGUGUGAAAGAGUGCAACAAAAGUGGGUUUGCUGUAAUGAAGCACUUGUUGAGUCUAAUGGUGGGCAUUUUGAACCUGUUGUGGUAUUAGUAUUACAGGAAACAAAGUAAUGUGGAUUUCAUUUUUGUUAAGGUACUGUUGUAGAAAAGGAAAAUAACUGGAAUUUCAUUUUCGUUAGGGUAUUGUUGCAAAAGAGGAAACAGUUAAUUGUAAUUAUGCACAACAAAUUAUGUGGUAAUUGGCAAAUUUUGCGCCAAGGGAGACACAUUUUAUUUGAUGUUAGCCUUUCUUUACUUCCGUGACCUUCAUUAUGGUAAUGUUGCAAGAAAACAUCUGGUUGUACUUAAUUGUUUAUGUAAAAUGAAUUAUACGUUCUUGACAACCAAAUGACUGUUCAAAUUGCUUGUUUCGGUAGUACCUGGCUACCACACCGCGUCGUUGCAGACAUCCGAUGUUUACAUUGCUCUGGUUUGCCCAUUACAUUUUCUCUGACCACUGUAUCGAUGUUUGUAACACACGAGUAAGGUCGUGUGUCGUCAGUUGACAAUGUAAACAGAAAUGCAUCUAUUGUCAAACAUACAAAUGUGUUCCUUAGGAAUACAAAAAUAAAGAACAUGUUACAGUGAUAUUUCAUUAAA
Schistocerca serialis cubense is the source of this 6765-nucleotide messenger RNA. RefSeq names its product RNA-binding protein 45. Lineage: Eukaryota; Metazoa; Arthropoda; Insecta; Orthoptera; Acrididae. The coding region runs from base 64 to 1614 and encodes 516 amino acids. The record is from RefSeq and is a predicted model, not a curated record. Gene Ontology annotation, molecular function: RNA binding. The transcript has 11 exons.